Perkinsus marinus ATCC 50983 is the source of this 166-nucleotide messenger RNA. RefSeq lists its product as hypothetical. Lineage: Eukaryota; Perkinsozoa; Perkinsida; Perkinsidae. The record is from RefSeq and is a predicted model, not a curated record. The transcript is spliced from 2 exons. The annotation marks the transcript as partial.
AUGAAAUGUAUCGGUUACGCUAUGUUGGCCAUGCUGGCCUUCGGAGUCACCAACUACCUUAUUGGGUACGCUACGAGCAGUUUGGAAGGUUCAGUCGAGACAUUCUAUGCAGUUGGCGCCGAAUGGAAAAUGAUGGUCAUCUUGUGGCUCUCUGGAGGUGUUCCCG